Molecule: messenger RNA, 1340 nt
Organism: Austrofundulus limnaeus
Lineage: Eukaryota; Metazoa; Chordata; Actinopteri; Cyprinodontiformes; Rivulidae
Product: kynurenine--oxoglutarate transaminase 3
Biological process (GO): biosynthetic process
Cellular component (GO): mitochondrion; cytoplasm
Molecular function (GO): pyridoxal phosphate binding; L-kynurenine:2-oxoglutarate transaminase activity
Source: RefSeq, a predicted model, not a curated record
AACGGGUAAAUACGGUUUAAUUCAAGAUUAAUAAAGCUUAGACAAAAGAUACACACACAGGUCUUUUUUUUCCAUCUUUUUUAUUAUCUGGAGUAACCUAUGUAAGAGGAUUAGGGCCAAGGUGCAAAAACAUUUUUGUUUUUCUGAAUGCUGACUGUUUCUCAAGAUUUUUGAAGAAAAAAAAUUGAAUUCUAGCUUUUUUUCCAGUAAUCUUAAAGUCAGAAUCCUGCUAAAGACAGCAUUUAAAAUCAGUUCUGUGCUAAUUAUAUAUUCUGCAUAGAUCAACAUUGAUUGAUAGAUUCCCUAAAAAAGUCUAUUGAUCAUUGAUUUUUUUUAAGUUAUUGCUAUGUAGCCCAAUGCUUUGGCCUUGAGAGGGCAGGGUACCUUUUGAAUACAGAAUGAAGAUGGACAGCAGAAAGAUUUCUAUUAUUCAUUAAAAGUGUGUGUAGUUUUUUUAAAAAUAAAAAUGACAGAACAUGAAAAAGCCUGCAAUUUAAUUUGCUUUAACUGGAUCUUAUAUAUCUCACAUAAAUAACUAAAAUAACUUAAAAUAUCUAGACAUGAACCAAUUUCAGAUACAUGGAAUGUAACUGUGGCGAAGCCGAUUAAAUGUAAAAAUGACCUGCCAUAUACGUGAGCUUCUGCAUGCUGCUGAAAAUGCUGUUGUGCUCCCAGGGCAGAAAUCAAUUGCUGAAUUAGCAAAAUGGACUUUUGAACUAGCAGAUGUCUAUAUCUAUUUUUAUCUGCACUGUUAACCAGAAAAAAGCAACAGGUUUUUCCUCCUCUGACUCUGCUGUGAAAAAAACUACUGCGAUUGGAAAUGCUUUGCUCUGUGCAAUGUACAGUGCAAGGGAGGUAGAAAUUAUAAGGAUGUAUCCCCCGCGACACAAUAUUUCAGGGUCAUCCGUCUCUGGUGAAGGCCCUUUCUCAGGUAUAUGGGAAGGUCUACCAACGUCAGAUUGACCCCUUCAAAGAGAUCCUGGUCACGGUGGGGGGUUAUGGUUCCCUGUUCAGCAUCAUGCAGGGCCUGGUGGAAGAAGGAGAUGAGGUCAUCAUAAUUGAACCUUUUUUUGACUGCUAUGUACCCAUGGUGCGGAUGGCCGGGGCCAAGCCGGUUCUGAUUCCAUUACGGCCUAAAGCCAGCACUCUGGAAGCAGCAGGAAACAUCUUAAAAAACUGGAGGAAUAUUUAACUGUUGGUGGUGACCUCUGUAGCAAAGAUGAAAAGAGAUGGAAUUAUCAAUAUGUUUACUGUAUAUAUGUUUUACAGUGGUGGGCACCAGUCCGCUAAAGCGCAAAUCUGCUAAUUGCGGAUCUAAACAUUUUGUUUGCGCUUAAGUG